Triticum turgidum subsp. durum (durum wheat) is the source of this 2148-nucleotide messenger RNA. NCBI's taxonomy places the organism in Eukaryota, Viridiplantae, Streptophyta, Magnoliopsida, Poales, Poaceae. The record is from the annotation of a GenBank genome assembly.
AUGUCGGUGGAAGCCGCCGAGGGCGCGGAGACGAUGGCGCGCCGCGACUCGCUCUACAGGGACGCGGAGAAGGUCUCCGGCAACAGGCGCCACGGCUCCGGGGUAAGCUGGAGGCAGACGGUGCUGCUGGCGUUCCAGAGCAUCGGCGUGGUGUACGGCGACCUCGGGACGUCGCCGCUCUACACCUACUCGGGCACCUUCCCGAACGGUAUCAGGCACCCGGACGACCUCCUCGGCGUCCUCUCCCUCAUCCUCUACACCCUCAUCCUCCUGCCCUUGCUCAAGUACGUCUUCAUUGUCCUCUACGCCAACGACAACGGCGACGGGGGCACGUUCGCGCUCUACUCGCUCAUCUCGCGGUACGCCAAGACCAGGAUGAUCCCCAACCAGCAGGCCGAGGACGCGUCCGUGUCCAACUACAGCAUCCAGGAGCCCAGCUCGCAGACCAGGAGGGCGCAGUGGGUGAAGCAGAGGCUCGAGUCCAGCAAGGCCGCCAAGAUCGCACUCUUCACCAUUACCAUCCUCGGCACCUCCAUGGUCAUGGGUGACGGCACCCUCACACCUGCAAUCUCUGUGCUCUCUGCGGUGAGCGGGAUCAGGGAGAAGGCGCCCGACUUGACCCAAUCGCAAGUGGUGUGGAUCUCUGUUGCCAUCCUCUUCAUGCUCUUCUCGGUGCAGCGCUUCGGCACGGACAAGGUGGGUUACUCCUUCGCGCCCAUCAUCUCGGUGUGGUUCGUCCUCAUUGCCAGCAUCGGAGUGUACAACCUCGCCGCCCACGACCCCACCGUGCUCAGGGCCCUCAACCCCAUGUACAUUGUGGACUACUUCCGAAGGAACGGCAAAGAGGCGUGGCUCUCUCUCGGGGGCGUCGUCCUCUGCACCACAGGCACGGAGGCCAUGUUUGCUGACCUUGGCCAUUUCAACAUCAGGGCCAUUCAGCUGAGCUUCAGCUUCAUCAUCUUCCCCUCCGUGGCGCUAUGCUACAUGGGUCAGGCAUCCUACCUGCACAAAUUCCCGCAAGACGUCGCCGACACCUUCUACAAAUCUAUCCCAGCGGCGAUGUUCUGGCCGACGUUCAUCGUGGCCAUCUUGGCGGCCAUCAUCGCGCGCCAGGCCAUGCUCUCCGGCGCGUUUGCCAUCCUGUCCAAGGCGCUCUCCCUCGGCUGCUUCCCGAGGGUGGAGGUGGUGCACACCUCCAAGAAGUACGCCGGGCAGGUGUACAUCCCGGAGGUGAACUUCCUCAUCGGCGCCGCCAGCAUCGUCGUCACCCUCGCCUUCCAGACCACCACCAACAUCGGCAACGCCUACGGGAUCUGUGUCGUCAUGGUCUUCUCUAUCACCACGCAUCUCAUGACCGUCGUCAUGCUGCUCGUCUGGAAGAAGAACAUCGCCUUUAUCGCCGCCUUCUACGUCAUCUUCGGGACCACCGAGCUCCUCUACCUGUCCUCCAUCCUCUCCAAGUUCGCCGAGGGAGGCUACCUGCCCUUCUGCUUCUCGCUGGUGCUCAUGGCGCUCAUGGCCACCUGGCACUACGUCCAUGUCAGCCGCUACUGGUACGAGCUCGACCACGUCGUGCCGGCGGCGGAGCUCACGGCGCUCUUGGGUCGCCCCGACGUGCGACGGGUGCCCGGCGUGGGCUUGCUCUACUCGGAGCUUGUCCAGGGCAUCCCUCCCAACCUGCCCAUCCCACGGGUGCCGGCCCCCGAGCGCUUCAUCUUCCGAAGGGUUGACCCCGCCGAGCACCGCAUGUUCCGCUGCGUUGCGCGCUACGGAUACACUGACCAGAUCGAGGCCGCCAAGGAUUUCUCCGCGUCUCUCCUGGACGGCCUCAAGCUGUUCAUCUAUGAGGAGGCCACAUUCUCCUGCAGCCAGCACACCGAUGACGGCGACAGCGACGGCGCUCUGCGGGCAGCGCAGCUGGCGGCCGCGGAGGAGGAGAAACGGUUCAUCCACGCAGAGUUGGAACACGGCGUGGUGUACCUGACGGGUGAGGCGGACGUGGUGGCUGCACCAGGGUCGUCGGUGAUGAAGAGGAUCGUGGUCAACUACGUGUACACCUUCCUGAGGAGGAACCUCAGCGAGAGCCACAAAGCGCUCGCCAUUCCCAAGGAUCAGCUGCUCAAGGUCGGGAUCACCUAUGAGAUAUAG